AUGAGUUACGGAUCUGACGUCUAUUCCUCCUCCUCCUACAGGAAGAUUUUCGGGGAUUCUCCCCGCUAUGCAUCCUCUCCAUCCCGGUCUGCGGUGAACGUGUCCUCACGGGGAGGCUACCGGUCCUCCUCUCUAUCCCGGACCAACGUUUCAUCCCUGGGCUCGUACAACAGAAAGUCCGGCCGCUCCUACUCGUCCAUGCCAUCGGAGACCUUCGACCUGACACAGAGCAGCGCCCUUAACAAUGAGUUCAAAAUCGUCCGCACCAAUGAGAAGGAACAAAUGCAGGGUCUUAACGACCGCUUUGCGAUGUUCAUCGACAAAGUGCGCAACUUGGAGCAGCACAACAAAGUGCUGGAGACGGAGUUGUCCGCGCUGCGCCAGCGGCACACUGAACCGUCCCGCCUGGCCGAGCUUUACCAGCAAGAGAUCCGCGAACUGCGCUCCCAGCUCGAGGAGCUGAACGGGGAGAAGUCCCAGUUCAUGAUGGAGAGGGAUAGUAUUGAAGACGACCUGCAGAAGCUCAGGGGGAAAUACGAGGAGGAGUACCGUGCCCGAGAGGAGGCGGAGGCCACCCUCAAGGCUUUUAAGAAAGAUGUGGACGACGCCACCAUGGUGCGCCUGGACCUGGAGAAGAAGGUGGAAUCUCUGCUGGACGAGAUCAGCUUCCUCAGGAAGGUGCACGAGGAGGAGGUGGCCGAGCUGAUGGACAUGAUCCAAGCUGCCCAGGUGUCUGUGGAGAUGGAGGUGUCCAAGCCGGACCUCACCUCCGCCCUCAAGGAGAUUCGAGGCCAGUACGAGUCCAUGGCGUCCAAGAACCUGCAGUCCGCCGAGGAGUGGUACAAGACCAAGUUUGCCGACUUGUCCGAGCAGGCCAACCGUAGUAACGAGGCCAUCCGGGCCAGCAGGGAGGAGAUGAACGAGUUCAGGAGGCAGCUGCAGUCCAAGACCAUCGAGAUAGAGAGUCUGAGGGGAACCAACGAGUCUCUGGAAAAGCAGCUCCGGGAGAUGGAGGAAAGGCACAAUGCGGAGAUUGGAAACUACCAGGACAGCAUGGUAGAGCUGGAGAAUGAGCUGAGGACCACUAAGAGCGAGAUGGCUCGUCACCUGAGGGAGUACCAGGACCUGCUGAACGUCAAGAUGGCUCUGGAUAUUGAGAUUGCAGCUUACAGGAAACUACUGGAAGGCGAGGAGACCCGCAUCGGGACAGGGAUCACCUUUCCCGGCCCCUCCAUGAGCUCAAGUGCUGGGCAAGGCUACAACUACCAGUCCCGCAUCUACACCAGCUCCAGCAAGGUCUCCAAGAAAGAGAGCAAGGAGGAGGACCAGCAGCAGCAGAUCAAGUCUGGAGUCAAGGUGUCCCAGCGUGAGGUCUAUGAGGAGAAGAAGAUGGAGAAGCCGCAAGACAGCAGCGAUACUCCCACCAAUCAGAAAAACUAAGGCUACUGUAAGCCUGGUUUUGACCCCUGAAGCUUCCCUUCUACCCUGCAAACCCAAAACCUCUCUUCAUUACCCACCCAACAAACCCAGAGCCUUUACUCUUAAGCAUUUGUGGGAAUCCUUAUUAUACGCAUAGUAAGAUGUUCAUGGUGCCUAUUGUGUGUUGGAUGUCCACAAGUGUGUAGAGUGCAGGAUCUAGAUGUUUGUUUUACCUGGCGUUUAUUCUUCCUUGUCCCCUUUGUCCCCCAUGAGUUCCCCAAAGGAAAUCCAUUAUAACUCUACUGUAACCAUCACUCUAUACAAAACCACAGUAUCAUCUGUUCUCUCUCGUUCUCCUUCACACACUCAACAUCAGACAAUAACAAGCACUUAGGUAGCAUAUCUUACAGAUAUUCAAAAUAUGAUAUUCAACAGGUCUUUCACACUUUGGGCUAAUGUUACAUUCAUAUGUGAUACUUAAACACAGUAGAUAAUAACUCUGGUCUUUCACUACUACCACACGCUGUGAGAUACUCUUAACACAUUCCAAUGGAAGCAUGUGUGUGCGAGUGUUACUGUGCGCAUUUAGAGAGCUAAAGAUUCAGAAAACAUCAGCUGGUGAUGGUUACUCUUUCUGCAUCCACUUAUACAAUACAAAUACAAUUAUUCUUGACUGUUGUUAUUAUAACAGUUUAGUAAGGAAGCACACAGUCUACAAUUACAGGAAACCAGCCAAAAUAAACAAUAAUAUGUGAUAGUGUCUUGCUGAGCCAUUCAUUAUUAGUCUCUUAACUAAAAGUGGAGCUCUUAAGCAAAAUGUCUGUUUAAAUCUCCACAAUGCACAAUUUGUUUGAUCACAGUCCACCGACAUCAAUGGUUUGACUGUGGUCCAAUCAGCUCUGCAUGACAAACAGUAUGGAAGAGGAUGCACAUCCUCAGUCAAGCAGCGACUCCUCUUUAACUUAGUUUCACUUCCAAAAGUGGAUUGCUGUGGCUAUUUAAAUGAGAUUUGAAGCCAACCAGAAAACAAAUGUAUUAAUGUAUCGAGGAUAACUUGCAUGGUGUAUGUAGAUGUCAUGCUUGCAUGGAAUCCAUCAGCCCAUUUGCUCAUUUGACACGAUUUCGUUUGGAGUUCAAAGGUCGGCCAUCUGCCAUGCUGAGCAUCAUCGCGCACAACGCUCGUUAAUAACUGGAAUAGACGUGCUUGUUAGCCUGUAGGCUAGAUUUGAGACUACUGUUGUAGCUCUUACUGUAGGAUGUGACUUAGGUAGGCUUCUCUACUGCUGACGCUAUGAGGAUAAGAGGGAAAGAUCCUCUUUAAGGCACUCAUAUAGGAAUGAAAAAGGGAAAGUUAAGCAAAGAUGCAAAGGAGGCAAAAUGCAAGAGAUUUUUCUCCAGUCAACUAGAGACUGAUUUACAAUUACGCUUUAGCACAAAUGUACAAGAUUCUGUAUCGUUCAUCCACUUAACAUCAUUUCCCAUGUGCUUUUAAGCCCCAGAAUACAUACCAUAUCACUCAGCCAGAGAAAAAAAUCAAUGGCAUCAACACUUCAAAUACAUCCCAGAUUCAGCCAGAAGCCGCCAGACCACAAUAUGUUUGAAACAACUUGACCUCGCUCUUUAUAACUGUGGCCAUGACUGGAUAAAGUGUCUGUUGUAGUGCGACCUCACCUCUAGAAAUCCCUGAGUAAGGGAGACUUAUAGCUUGUUUUUCCUGCCUGUGCACUGCCAAUUUUAACACAGAUAUCUUAUGCUGCUGCUGCUGCUGCUGGUCCUGGCGAACCACGCCCUGACAAACUGCACUCACGAUGAAAACAAAAAAACUACUGAUUGUAAAGCAGACUGUUCUGGAUAGGGUUCCUGUUGUUUUACUUGAGGCUUGUGAUAAGUAUCUUAGUACUGUAGUGAGUGUGUUUGCGUCUCUACACAGUGGCCUAUCAUUACUGGAAUAAUUUGAGGGGCAGCAAAUCUGAAAGUUGGGAAUUUUGUUCAAGUUUAAAGCCGAAGACAAAUCUCAAAUGUACAAGAACUUAUAAAUAUAAGCAGCAUUUUAUAGUAUACAGCUAUAAUAAUGGAUGAAUGAUUCAUGGGUGAAAAUGUCAAGCCUUUAUCUUUAAACUGUAAACCAAAAGAGUUUUCACUGGUGUCUGAAGAAACAAUGUCACUGCAACUUCUACAGCACUGCCAAACUUUUUUAGUGCACACGCAAACACCACUUCAUGGAAGAACAUCGAGUAUUUUCUGAACAGUACGUCACCAAUCAAAAAACCAACAAUCAAGAUUUAGCCAUAGAACAAAUAUUGCAGGAUGUGAAAUGCCUUAAAACACCAGCAGCUUUUAUUCUGGCCAUUUGUGUGAUGUGUAUGAUUCUGUUCAGUGGGGUGUUUAAUCAUUAUUAUCUCUCCAUUAGUGUUUAUUAGAGCUAUCAUGACUACAAAAGCAUAGGGAUUGAAUGUAGUUGACAUGCUAUUAUCUUUACUGUUAUUACUACAUAUGUAUUGCUGUAUCCACAUCAAUAAAGACUUGACAUU
Molecule: messenger RNA, 3950 nt
Organism: Morone saxatilis (striped sea-bass)
Lineage: Eukaryota; Metazoa; Chordata; Actinopteri; Moronidae
Gene: inab
Product: internexin neuronal intermediate filament protein, alpha b
Exons: 3
Coding region: 1-1440 (479 amino acids)
Biological process (GO): intermediate filament organization
Cellular component (GO): cytoplasm; postsynaptic intermediate filament cytoskeleton; intermediate filament
Molecular function (GO): structural constituent of postsynaptic intermediate filament cytoskeleton
Source: RefSeq, a predicted model, not a curated record